Cyprinodon tularosa is the source of this 2306-nucleotide messenger RNA. It is a transcript of the gene slc13a3, whose product is annotated as solute carrier family 13 member 3. The coding region runs from base 297 to 2108 and encodes 603 amino acids. The transcript has 13 exons. Gene Ontology annotation, molecular function: succinate transmembrane transporter activity; sodium:dicarboxylate symporter activity; citrate transmembrane transporter activity. The record is from RefSeq and is a predicted model, not a curated record. Gene Ontology annotation, biological process: monoatomic anion transmembrane transport; citrate transport. NCBI's taxonomy places the organism in Eukaryota, Metazoa, Chordata, Actinopteri, Cyprinodontiformes, Cyprinodontidae. Gene Ontology annotation, cellular component: membrane.
AAAGGCAGCCUUUAUUUAAUGGGUCAGACCUGCUGCAGCCGCUUUAUUUAAUGAGCAUACAAUUUUCUCUUAAGCUGCUUUAGUCCUUGUAGAGCUUAGAAAGGCGGGCCAGUUGGAAACCUGAAAGAAAAUGGACAGUCCUGUGUAACACAACCACAGGAGGAGUUAACCUGUAGCAGAGUAUUUGGUUAAUCUUCUGCUGCGUCCAGUCAGGAGCUUCAAAGUGCUCCCUCACAGACUAUUUCCAGCCAGUUUGAAGUUUAUGUCUCUUAGGGGAGCAAAGCCUCACUCAGGGAAUGAAAAUAUCAGUCUUAUCCAAAAAGCUGUGGUGCGUCCACAAGCAGCUGCUUCUCUUGCUAGCUCCACUUGUGUUUCUGCCUUUACUUUUUACUCUGCCAGAAAAGGAGGGAAAAUGUCUUUACGUGGUGAUACUAAUGGCUACCUUUUGGUGCACGGAGGCCCUGCCUCUGGCUGUCACUGCAAUGCUUCCAGUGUGCCUCUUCCCAACGCUGGGUAUUCUCCCUGCCAAAAAAGUCUGUCCCCAGUACUUCAUUGAGACAAACUUCCUCUUCCUCAGUGGUCUUGUGAUGGCAUCAUCAAUAGAGGAGUGGGGACUGCAUCGUAGGAUAGCUCUGAAGGUCCUUAGUAUUGUCGGAGUUAAACCCGCUUGGCUCAUCUUGGGGAUGAUGUUAACCUCGUCCUUCCUUUCUAUGUGGCUCAGCAACACUGCCACAACAGCCAUGAUGCUUCCCAUAGCCAAUGCUAUACUGGAGAGCCUGUUUGGAGACCUGGAAACCUUGAAGCAAAAGUGCAAAUCCCCAGAGGAUCAUGACAGAGGUGUAAUAAAUGGCCAGACAUCACUGAAGCUCCAUUCGCUGCCAUCAGAGCCUUCUGAAAAAAAAUCGCUAUCAAUGGAUGGGAUGGAUGGUGUGGAACCUACAGAUGUGAGGACACCUGAGGAGAUCCAAUCAGAGUCACAGUAUCAAAUGAAAGUUUGGAAAGGAUUCUUGAUUUGUAUUCCCUAUGCUGCCAGUAUAGGAGGUACAGCCACGCUGACAGGCACAGCACCAAACCUUAUCCUAAUUGGACAGCUGAAAAGCUACUUCCCAGACAGUGAUCUUAUCAACUUUGGCUCUUGGUUUGCCUUUGCCUUCCCCCUCAUGCUUCUCUUUUUGUUUUUGGCAUGGAUAUGGAUCUCUUUUCUAUACGGGGGACUUAAUACGAGGUUGUGCUUCACAAGACAUGACCACAGAGCCCAGGCAGAAGCUAGAGCCAGAGCUCUAAUUAAAGAAGAUUACAAAAAACUGGGACCCAUAAAUUUUGCAGAAGGGGCCAUCUCUUUCUUUUUUAUUUUAUUUGCUGUUCUUCUUUUCACAAGAGAUCCCAAAUUUGUUACUGGCUGGUCGGUGUUUUUCAAAAAAGGGUAUGUCUCUGAUGCUGUCACUGGUGUCAUCAUUGUGUCCAUUUUGUUCUUCUUCCCAUCACAGAAACCUUCUCUGAGUUGGUGGUUUGACCCAAAAGCUGUAAACACUCCGUACGUUCCUCUGCUUUCAUGGAAAAAGGCCCAGGACUCUGUCCCGUGGAAUAUUAUUCUCUUGCUUGGAGGCGGCUUUGCAAUGGCCAAAGCUUGCGAGGAGUCUGGCCUUGCCUCCUGGAUUGGAGGCCACCUCCAGCCUUUGGCUGAAGUUCCCCCAGCUGUAGCUGUGAUGUUGAUCACUGCUUUCCUUGCCUGUUUCACAGAGUUCGCUAGCAACACUGCCACUAUUAUAAUAUUUUUACCUGUCAUUGCUGAGCUGGCAAUUCGUGUCUCAGUGAAUCCUUUGUACUUCAUGAUCCCUGCCACAGUGGGAUGUUCAUAUGCCUUUAUGCUCCCUGUGUCCACACCACCCAACUCCAUUGCAUUUGCAUCCGGACAUCUCUUGGUCAAAGACAUGGUGAAAACUGGAUUUGUAAUGAACAUCCUGGGGAUCCUCUCAGUCUCUCUAGCUAUGAACACAUGGGGCAUUGCCAUGUUUAACCUGAGCACUUACCCAGAAUGGGCCCACUCUAUCAACAAUACUGCUGCUGUUCACCUUUCAUCUAUAAAAUCAUUCAAUGCCACACUCUGAUGAUAUGACUGCAGACUGUAUAUAGGUUUAAAACUAAAACUUUCCAUGGACGUAUCUGUUUUUAAAUGUCUGUAUUGUUGCUGAAACACCCCAAUUUCCUGUUACGGCUGUUACCUAGCUUUAAGAACUUCAUUGGAGUGUGUGCUCACUUUUCAAAUAAUUUUAAGAAACCCUUAUGUGAAUGUGUUUUACCAAAUC